CUUAUCCGCUUUACCUUCGAACAACAAAUUAUAUUUUUUGAAUUAUUUUAAACUAACCCACGUGUGGUAAAACGUGCUUCAGCCCUAAAAAGAUGGAAUUGCAUAAUGGCCUACCGAGUAACCUAUAUAUUUCUUUUGAAAUUCACUGCGUAUAAAAGAAGUGUAAACAUAUAUCCUUUAGUCAAUUACACCACUAUGGAGCCUUCGAUAUUUCUCACUGUGCUAGUGCUUUUGGCUAAGGGAUGUGAUGUCUUAGCUCAGCGAGUGGAAUACUUCACGAAAUCCACCCCAACGCUGUGUACUGCUUCGUAUCUCACCCCAGUAACUACUACACCAACUAUUACAGCCAUUGAAACUAUUCCCGCAGCGCCAAUUGUGCCUAGUUACCCUAAUUUUGGUGGUUAUCCGUUUACGCCUCCGAUGCCAAUGCCACCCUUCUGUAUGGGUGGUAAAGAUGAUGACGACGAUUGGCACCAUCUUUUAUACUUCCUAAUAUUUGCGUUAAAGAAUAGAGGAAAUGGUGGGUGUGGAAAUUCGUAUGGUUGCGGUGGUUGUGGAGGUAAUUCUGGUUGCGGUGGUUGUGGCGGUAAUUGUGGUUGCGGUGGUUGUGGAAGUAAUUGUGGUUGCGGCGGUUGUGGAGGUAAUUGUGGUUGCGGCGGUUAUGGAGGAAAUUGUGGUUGCAGUGGUUGUGGAGGUAAUUAUGGUUCUGGUUACGGAGGUUACGGUUGCAAUAGUGGAUGUGGUUGCGGUGAAGUUUAUGCCUACGACAAUAACUACAGCUCUAUGGUAAAUAGCAUAAGCAACAACGGUAAUGAUGUCGUAUACGUUCCUUAUCCUAUAGCCGUCCCGAUGAAUUCCCUCUCUUCCAGUUCAUCGUUCUCCUAUCCUAAUAUGCCAUCAACAACAGAAGGAUAUCCAUCCCCAGGUCAAACCCUCCCACCCUGCAAUUGCAAUUGUAAAGAUCCAAGUGAAAUAUGCUUAACUAUUAGAACUGAAUGUCAAUGAAACAAAUAAUGUCAUCGAAAUAAAAUGUGAAGAUUUAUGAAUUUUUGUCUCAUUUAUUUAUAAAUAUAUUUUUUUAUAUUCAAAAGAUACUUUCAUUAAAAAAAAUACCCAAAUCUACUGAUGUGUCAUGAGCACAGAUUUGUACUUAUUUGUAUAUCUACCAAAGGUUUUAAAGAAAUAAUUUCGUAAUAUUGCAAAAUAUUCUUUACAAGUUGAAACCAUAACAUAUAAAAGAACCCACUUUUUUCAUUUUUAAAUAUAUCUAGGUCGUACUCGGCAGAAACAUGAUUUCGAUUCAACCAGCGCUUCUCGUUCUGCUUUUUUGGCUAAAGUGCCAAGGAGUACAAAAUCAAUGCUGGAACGGAUAUGGUAGUGGAUCUUCUUGGGACUCAUACGCGCAAUCAUAUAACUACCUCUAUGGACAGUCUGCCUAUGAUUAUACUUCAAGCUCGCCAGCAAUAUAUAUCAGCACAUAUCCUCAAUCAAGCACAUAUGACUAUUACCAACAAUCCUCUUAUAAUGCAUAUCCAAAUGAAUAUCAGCAGCCUAUAGUGAUUGUGGUUAAUGGAGAUGACAAUGAUUGUGAUAACUUGGGCGAAGUACUAAGUCUCGUUGCUUCUCUAAGUAAUAAACCUGAAAAAGAACCCAUUUAUGUACCUUAUCCCAUACCAAUACCUUGCUGCGACAGUAAUAGCGAUAACAACUGUGGAUGCGGUUCAGAUUAUUGUAACUCAGACUGUGGCUGUAGAAACAGUGGAUGCGGUUGUUCUAAAUCAGACAGCUGCUGCGAUUGUGGUUGUCAGUGCGACAAUAAGUGUGGUGAAUGUAGAAAACGGCGUCCCAAGUCGAAAUGCGGUCGCAAUUCUGAAUGUGGUUGUUCUAACUCAGAUUGCGGUUGCAAUAAAUGUAUUAAACAUAAAAGUGAUAGGUGUUGCAGAGGUUGAUAGAGCAUUAAAAGCUAAACAAAAAUUUAUUAAUAUCGUUUGAUAGGUAUUUGAAAAUGUAAACAGAUUAAGUUGAGUUGUUUACCUACUUUGUAUUGUAAACUGAAUAAAAGACAAUUUAAAAUAAUA
This is a messenger RNA of Pararge aegeria (speckled wood butterfly), 2078 nucleotides long. RefSeq lists its product as uncharacterized. The record is from RefSeq and is a predicted model, not a curated record. Lineage: Eukaryota; Metazoa; Arthropoda; Insecta; Lepidoptera; Nymphalidae. The coding region runs from base 106 to 1005 and encodes 299 amino acids. The transcript has 3 exons.